Molecule: messenger RNA, 2250 nt
Organism: Lacerta agilis (Sand lizard)
Lineage: Eukaryota; Metazoa; Chordata; Lepidosauria; Squamata; Lacertidae
Gene: FOXA1
Product: forkhead box A1
Exons: 2
Coding region: 279-1658 (459 amino acids)
Biological process (GO): regulation of transcription by RNA polymerase II; anatomical structure morphogenesis; cell differentiation
Molecular function (GO): protein domain specific binding; transcription factor binding; DNA-binding transcription factor activity, RNA polymerase II-specific
Source: RefSeq, a predicted model, not a curated record
GCUGCUGCUGCUCCUGCCGCCGCCGCUGGUGCGACGACGUAAGAUCCACCUCAGCUCAACUCCCCUCGCAUCCCAGCCAGCACUUCCUCACUUCCUCGAGUGGCUGCCCGCCGCACACCGCUUUCUGCUGCUGCCGCUGCCGCCUCCUCCUCCGCCGGGGGGCUUGAUCGAGCCGCAGCUCGGCUUCCCCCGCUCCGGGACUGCGGGCGGGGGGGCUCCCCGGACCCGCCACUCUCCGGGAGGGGCUGGAUGGUUACCCCGGGCAGGCUGGUUCCAGGAUGUUAGGGACCGUGAAAAUGGAAGGGCACGAGACAAGCGAUUGGAACAGCUACUACGCCGACACGCAGGAGGCCUACUCGACUGUGCCCGUGGGCAACAUGAACUCUGGCCUGGGCUCCAUGAACUCCAUGAACACCUACAUGAGCAUGAACGCCAUGACUACCAGCGGCAACAUGACGUCGGGCUCCUUCAACGUGUCCUACGCCAACCCCAGCCUGGGCGCGGGCCUGAGCCCUGGGGCAUCGGGGGGCGCCAUGAACAGCAUGUCCAUGGGCUCGGCGCUCAGCCCCGGCGGCAUGAACGCGAUGGGCAGCCCGCAGGCCUCUCUGAACGGGCUGGGAGCCUACGGGGCCAUGGGCCCUCCGUGCAUGAGCCCCAUGGGGUACGCCGCGCCGUCGCUGAGCCGCGGCGGGCGCGAUGCCAAGAGCUUCAAGCGCAGCUACCCGCACGCCAAGCCGCCCUACUCGUACAUCUCGCUCAUUACCAUGGCCAUCCAGCAGGCGCCCAGCAAGAUGCUCACGCUGAGCGAGAUCUACCAGUGGAUCAUGGACCUGUUCCCCUACUACCGCCAGAACCAGCAGCGCUGGCAGAACUCCAUCCGCCACUCGCUCUCCUUCAACGAUUGCUUCGUCAAGGUGGCGCGCUCGCCGGACAAGCCCGGCAAGGGCUCCUACUGGACGCUGCAUCCGGACUCGGGCAACAUGUUCGAGAACGGCUGCUACCUGCGCCGGCAGAAGCGCUUCAAGUGCGACAAGCAGUCCGGAGGCGGCAAAGCGGGACAAGGUGCCGUCGGGGGAGGUGGUGGUGGUGGUGGUAACGGCAGCGAAGGCAGGAAAGACCCCGGAGGAGGAGGAGGUUCGCCUUUGCACCGAGGCGCCAAAGGAGGCCAGCUAGAGUCCGCCCCUUCGAAUCCCGGCUCGGGCAGCCCGCAAGGCCUGGACCACAGCGGGAGCGGAGCGGAGCUGAAGCCGUCGGCGGCCUCCUCCGCCGCGGCUGCUGCUGCUGCGGCGGCGGCGGCUGCCGCGGCAGCAGUGGCAGCGGCCUCGGUGCCCCCCGGGCCGAGCUUGGCCUCGCUGGGUCACCCGGGCCACUCGCUGGGUCACCACGAGUCUCAGCUGCACCUCAAGGGCGACCCGCACUAUUCCUUCAACCACCCGUUCUCUAUCAACAACCUCAUGUCCUCCUCGGAACAGCAGCACAAGCUGGACUUCAAGGCUUACGAGCAAGCGCUGCAAUAUUCCUCCUACGGGGCCGGGCUGCCGGGAGGGCUGCCUCUGGGCAGCGCGUCCAUGGGCGGCCGGGGAGGCAUUGAGCCCUCGGCCCUGGAGCCGUCCUACUACCAAGGUGUGUAUUCCAGACCCGUCCUAAAUACGUCUUAGCUGGCAGGGACUCGAGGGCGCACCGAGCAGAAAUCUUCCUCCCCAGCAGGGCUGCUUGGUUUUGCCUCUCCCAUCCUCUGGCUUCUCCUAGAUCUCUCAGCCGAAACUGACAGUGCGUUUCCCCCAACAACAUCCCUGCGAGGCGGGGGGAAGCAAAAGGAGAAGGGGAGGGGGGAGAGCAGAAGAAAGGACUGUUACUUUAUUAUUGUUGUUGUUAUUGUUAUUAUUAUUGUAUCCCCGCAAUGCAUCCUGUUUAUUCUAUUUUGGCCUGGAAAGUCCAGCAAAUCGCAGCCAACUCCGCAAACAGACACUGUAUAUACCGCCCACCUUCCCUUGCCAUGACCACGAAAGAAAGAUUGAUUUCCAACCUGUAAAUUAUUAUUACUAUUACUAUUACUAUUAUUAUUAUUAUGGGUGGAUUCCUCCCCCCCCCCACUUUAACCUUCUUCAGUGUAAUCUCACCAGAUUUAGUACCUUAACCAAUAAAAGCAGACCUACGAAGAUGCCUUAUUCUCGUGAGUCAGACCUCUGGCUGCCUUGCUCCUGCAAGGUCUCAAGACUGAGCUAUUCCAAGUCCCCCCCCCCCCCCAAU